Setaria italica (foxtail millet) is the source of this 2172-nucleotide messenger RNA. Its product is annotated as DEAD-box ATP-dependent RNA helicase 27. The transcript has 12 exons. Gene Ontology annotation, cellular component: nucleolus. Gene Ontology annotation, biological process: maturation of LSU-rRNA from tricistronic rRNA transcript (SSU-rRNA, 5.8S rRNA, LSU-rRNA). Gene Ontology annotation, molecular function: ATP binding; nucleic acid binding; RNA helicase activity. The record is from RefSeq and is a predicted model, not a curated record. The coding region runs from base 53 to 1951 and encodes 632 amino acids. NCBI's taxonomy places the organism in Eukaryota, Viridiplantae, Streptophyta, Magnoliopsida, Poales, Poaceae.
AAAACAAACACUAGCGAAGGCGUGCGUUCCCUUACCUCCCGCCGCCGCCGCCAUGUGCCCAGCAGCCGCGACCAUGAAGUCGGCCGGGCUGUCGAAGAAGCGGAAGCAGCCCGUCGUCGCCCCGCCGGAGUCAGACUCUGAGGAGGAGGAGUCGGUGUACGACACCGCCUCAGACGGCGACGAGGGAGAGGAGAGGCAGCAGGAGUUAGAGAGCGAUGACGAAGACGAGGAUGUGGAGGAGCGAAGCAAUGACGAUGAGGAAGGGGAGGAUGAAGAUGAAGAUGAGGACGAGAGCGAGGAGGAGGAGGUGAAGGAGGAUAAAAAGAAGAAGAAGGAAACGGAGCAGGCGAAGGAGACGGUGAAGGAGGAUAAAAAGGAAAAGAAGGAAAAGGAGGUGGGGAAAGAGGAAAAGAAGGUGAAGAAGAAGAAGGGGGAAGGGAGCGGGAUUCUCUCGAACAAGCUCUGCUCUGAGCUCCCCAUCUCUGAGCUCACUGCCAAUGCCAUCAGAGAGAUGAACUACACCCACCUCACCCAGAUUCAAGCUAGAUCAAUACCACAUCUGUUGGAAGGAAAGGAUGUGAUGGGCGCAGCCAAAACUGGAUCAGGGAAGACUCUUGCGUUCCUUGUACCAGCGAUUGAGCUGCUCCAUCAUCUGCACUUCUCGCCGAGGAACGGGACAGGAGUUAUCGUGGUUUGCCCGACAAGGGAGCUUGCUAUCCAGACACACAAUGUUGCCAAGGAGUUAAUGAAGUAUCACUCGCAAACUCUUGGAUAUGUUAUUGGUGGUAAUAACAGGAGAAGUGAGGCUGAUCAGCUGGCAAAAGGGGUCAAUUUAUUAGUUGCUACCCCGGGCAGGCUUUUGGACCAUCUACAAAAUACCAAGAGUUUCAUAUACAAAAGGCUAAAGUGCCUUGUAAUUGAUGAAGCUGAUCGCAUACUCGAGCAAAACUUUGAGGAAGAUAUGAAACAAAUAUUUAAACGCCUACCACAGAAUAGGCAGACUGUUCUUUUUUCUGCCACACAGACUCCAGAGGUUGAAAAAUUUGCUAAAUUGUCAUUUGAGAAAAAUGAAGAAAGUAAAGAAAAACCAGUUUAUGUUGGAGUUGAUGAUGAUAACUCAAAGCAGGCUACUGUUGAAGGCUUACAACAGGGGUAUUGUGUCAUUUCUAGUGAGAAGAGGUUCCUGGUUCUGUAUGCUUUCCUAAAAAAGAAACAGAAUAAGAAGGUCAUGGUGUUCUUUUCAUCAUGCAAUUCAGUCAAGUUCCACACAGAACUUCUGAAUUUCAUUGGGAUAGAGUGUUUUGAUAUCCAUGGGAAACAAAAGCAGCAGAAACGAACUACAACAUUCUUUAACUUUUGCAAGGCAGAAAAGGGCAUCUUAUUGUGCACGAAUGUGGCUGCACGUGGACUUGAUAUCCCUGAUGUGGAUUAUAUCGUGCAGUAUGAUCCUCCAGAUGAGCCAAAGGAUUACAUUCACAGAGUUGGGCGCACUGCACGUGGUGACAAAGGCAAAGGAAGUGCCUUACUGUUCUUACUACCAGAAGAAUUGAAAUUUCUCAUUUACCUGAAGGCGGCCAGGGUUGCCCUGACUGAAUAUGAGUUCAGUCAAAAAAAUGUGCCAAAUCUGCAAUCACACCUCGAGAAAAUUGUUAGCGAUAAUUACUAUCUAAACCAGUCUGCAAAAGAAGCCUACCGAUCCUACGUUUUGGCGUACGACUCCCACUCUAUGAAAGACAUUUUUAACGUCCAUCAACUCGAUCUGCAGAAAGUAGCUGCAUCAUUCUGUUUCAGAAGCCCUCCUAAGGUGAAUCUGGACCUGGAGAGCAGUGCAGCGAAACAUAGGAAGAAGAGGAGAUUAGAUGGUGGGAAGAGGCAUGGCAUCGGCCCUUCGAAUCCUUACGGAAGGAAGGACAAAGACGGUGGCAAUAAGCGACAGUUCGCGAGGUUUUAGAAAAGAAAGAGCCUUUCACGCGGUUGUGUAAUACCAGAGCUUCAAUGUUAUCUGGCUUUGGAAAAUUUUGACGGAUCACUUAUGCUAGGGUGGAUGAGAUAUUAUCACUCGUGUUAAGGGAUGGUCACUUGAUGCGCAAUUUCUCCCCACACAGUGGAAUGGAUUCUUGAUGAUUUCAUAGUGCUUCGGUUGCUGCACAAGCGAAAGGAUCAGUUCAUACA